AGUUCAUCAUUUUACUAUCGGUUAUUGUUGCUCGCGGUUGCCACACCAAUAAGUGGGAUAGGACGGAUAGGAAUCUACAGUCCAGUGACGACGAUAGCGGAGCGAGUCGGGGAGGACUGGAGGGUAGCACUCCCAGCUGUUGAGAGGGUGGUGUGCGAUAACAUUCACACCGCGUGAGAGACGAGGAGCACACUUCCGCAUCCGUUUGCUGCUGGUUCCGUUUGUCGACAACCUCAGGACGUGGAGUCUUGUGCACCGAGAAAGGACUUAUUGGUUUUGCGCUCGCUCAUGUGAAAAGGUUAAAAAGGCGAGCAAACAACUGUAUCUUUGGCAGAGACUUCCCGAACGGCGAGGCGCCGCUUUUGUUCCGAAAACAUAUAGUUGGGAGUGCAAACAGUGGUGUAGUGAAUAGUGUCAAAAGGAAUUGGGAAGUGUGCUAACAAAACCUGCGGCAAGUGGAAGUGCUGUUCGUGGUUCCGGUUGGAAAGUGAAUGCAUCAAAAUGAAUAAGUAUCUCAUGGGAAGACUGUUAAUCUGCCUUUUGGUUAUGUUCGUGGCUAGUGCUCAAAGUGCUAGCAGUUACUUCUACGACUCUGAGGAACCUUAUGGUGGCAACAUGCUGGACGGGGCCGAUUCAACGGAAGAAGCAGACAAAUCUUUUGCAGACGACAGCUUAAUGGACAAUAUAUUUCGACAAGGUGCCGACAAACGCGCCGGCUCACUGAUCCACGUCUACCGGAGGUCCUGCAUCCGGCGAGGUGGAACCUGUGAACACCGAACGAACGACUGCUGCUACAACAGUUCCUGCCGGUGUAAUCUCUGGGGCUCCAACUGUCGGUGUCAACGGAUGGGUCUAUUCCAGAAGUGGGGAUGAAUGACCUACCGUCGACUUUCGUACAGCUGCACCGGUUGUGACUUCUCGGACUUGGACCCCCGCUGGGGAUGGUGGCUUUUGGCGUUGAGGGCGGAACAUAAACACGGAAAGCAUCCAUCACCCUUGGGUCCCGUAUUCGGGUCACUACUGUUCUUGGUUAUCGGACUGACAACGCACUCGUCUUCUGGCUGCUGAUUCACGGAACACGGAUUGAAUUUUCUUCUGCGAGCAAAUAACUUCGAGGACCUACGGCAACAGGACACUUAUGGCAAACCCGGACACAAAUGCUACAAAAAAAAACCGAGUUUGGUAAAAUACUGUAUUUUAUGGAGAAAUCUGGUUCAUGCGCUAUUUUCUGAGCGGGUUAAAGCUGAGCUCAACGACGGAGGAGACAUUUGUAGAAAUAUUCUGACUUUUUAGGUUUUUAGGGAUGAGUGAUUUUACGGUUAUGUUUGUGGUGAAAUUCUAGUCUGACGGUCAAAGCUUUAGUUGAAACUGAGAAAUGAGGUAUGUUUUACACCUGAAUGACAAGGAAUACACUAUUUAAUGAUAAUGAUAAUAAUGAUAAUGAUAAAUGAUAAUAACUAUUAUUACAUAAAACAGAGAGAGAAUAUUGUCUAGGUUAUUCAGAUCAUUCUUUAAUGUUUUAGGGCCAUAAGUUGAGUGAAAGUCGAUGCGACAUAGAUUACCUUAAAAUUCAUCUAGAGCAGCUAAAGAAACAACAAAGAAUUAUAACGAGGCAACUUAUUAUCAAUUAUUCGACGCUUUAAAGUUGUUUUCCACAAACAUACACAGAUACACAUUUGAAGCCCAGGAUGACUUCGACUUUGUGAAAUCGUGUUGAAUGUAUUCUCUGAUGUCCAGUGGAUUUUGAUACGACUAAUUUAUUCGCUGUUUGUGUAAUGGAGACAGAUGGAUAAUCAACCACUAAUAUAUACAAAGAAGAAAUAUGACGAUAGUAGCAGCAGCAGCGUAGAAGAUGAUGAAACAUCUCAGAAGGAAGCUGUAAGAGAAACUAAUUAAUUAGGAGUAAUCAUUGCAAGCUGGAAAGUGUCCGGAGCACAGUUCUCCUUGGUCUUCGGGGCAGACCAUCGUCCGGCAGCUCAAACGUUUCCCAGCCUUUUAAAACGAACGAGUAUUGCAGAGCACCAAUGGAGGAAAGUAUUCCGCAUGCAUUUUCCCACUUGUUGUACGCAUAACUAUUUGAAUAAAAAGUAAUACUAACGGAAACGUGCGAUAAGCUUUGAGCACAUUUAUCAGA
This is a messenger RNA of Aedes aegypti (yellow fever mosquito), 2134 nucleotides long. RefSeq lists its product as uncharacterized. The record is from RefSeq and is a predicted model, not a curated record. Gene Ontology annotation, molecular function: ion channel inhibitor activity. NCBI's taxonomy places the organism in Eukaryota, Metazoa, Arthropoda, Insecta, Diptera, Culicidae. Gene Ontology annotation, cellular component: extracellular region. The transcript has 3 exons. The coding region runs from base 502 to 873 and encodes 123 amino acids.